AUGAAGGAUUUCUCGGGGCCAUGGACGGACAUCGGGGUCGCGGCGGCGUGUUUCGGCAGCCUGCUCCUCUACAAUGGGUGGUAUUUCGGGAGGCGGGUGCUGGCGGGCGUGCACCAGACCAUCCACAUCCGGAGAGCCUGGGUGGAGGAAACCAUGAACUCCCCUGACGACAGCCUGUUGGUCGUGCAGACACUGCGAAACCUGAUCAUAGCAGCCACCCUCAUGGUCACGGGGCUGGCCCAGAUCUUGGGGCGCUUGGUUGCAAUCAUCACCAAGGACAGCGCUCCGGAGCCCAGAGGCCAUGAGUGGGUUAGCACACAGACCAAGCUGACGCUGGCGCUAGCCGUCCUCUUCCUGGCCCUGGUCAUGCUCUCCCUCAGCGUCCGACUGGCAGUGCACCUGGGCUUCAUGAUACCGCUGAAGAGCAGGCGACGGCACUCCAACGCCCUGCGCAGCGACAUCCAGACCUCGAUGCACUCCUGCACCCUCUACUUCUCUGCCGGGCUGCGCAUGUUGGUGCUGUCCCUGCCCAUCAUGGGCUGGGUGGCGGGGAACCCCGCCCUCAUCUCCUCCACCCUCCUGGUGCUGGCGCUGUCCUGGCACGUGGAUUCGGGGUCCAAGGAGGCAGAGGAUCUUGAGGGCGAGGAGAGCAUGGCCCAGUGUCUCAUGGGGGAGGGGGCAUGA
Molecule: messenger RNA, 684 nt
Organism: Auxenochlorella protothecoides
Lineage: Eukaryota; Viridiplantae; Chlorophyta; Trebouxiophyceae; Chlorellales; Chlorellaceae
Exons: 3
Coding region: 1-684 (227 amino acids)
Source: RefSeq, a predicted model, not a curated record